Molecule: messenger RNA, 1211 nt
Organism: Nicotiana tabacum (common tobacco)
Lineage: Eukaryota; Viridiplantae; Streptophyta; Magnoliopsida; Solanales; Solanaceae
Source: RefSeq, a predicted model, not a curated record
ACUUGAAUGCCUCUCUAUCUCUUCCUUUUCAUUUAGCUGAUGUUUUUCCUGCCUUAUUUUGCUGAAAGUGUGAUUCUUCUUUAUUGUUUGCAGCAGAAGUCUGAAGUUGGGAAGAAGCGGAAGCAGUCAGCAGAAAUGGAGGAAGAAGAAGCUGAUGAUGAACCGUCAAAUACCAGAGAUGAAUCGGGGGAUGACAAUGAUGAUGAGGAAGCUCAUGUAGUAGGAAGUGAUGAAGAAGAGAGUGGUUCAGAGAAAGGCGAAGAGGAAGAAGUGGAAGAAGAGGAAGAGGAACCAAAGAAGUCUAAUGGGAAGAUUUCUUUAAAGGAGGAUUCUGGAAGAAAAGCUAAAGAGAAACCCAAGGCCGUGAAAAAGGAUAACCCUGCUAAAGAAGUAGGAAGUGACAAUGACGAUGAGGAGGCUCAUGAAGUAGGAAGUGAUCAAGAAGAGAGUGGUUCAGAGGAAGAGGAAGAGGAAGAGGAAGAGGAAGAGAAACCAAAGAUAGAGAAAUCUAAUGGGAUGAUUUCCUCAAAGAAGGAUUCAAGAAAAAAAGCUACGGAGAAAUCCAAGGCUGAGAAAAAGGAUACCCCUGCUAAAUCUCCCAAAAGCUCAAAAAUUUCUUCCAAAGUGUCUUCAAGUAAAGCUUCCAAAAGAGGUGCUUCCAGUGCUGAUUCACUAGCUGAAUCUAAGAAACAAAAAGUAGAAAAGAAAAGUCAAAAAGAAGAAAAUGAUUCAAACAAGAAACAAUCAACCAAGUCUCCUGCUAAGGUUUCUGAAAAGGAGGGAAAAGGAAAAAGCGCCAAGAAGGCCAAAACAGACCCCAGCAACGAAGAAAUUCAUGCAGCAGCAGUAAAUAUUCUGAAAGAAGUGGACUUUAACUCUGCAACCUUAUCUGAUAUCAUCCGGAAACUAGGUAGCCAUUUCGGUGUAGAUUUGAUGCAUAAAAAAGCAGAGGUGAAGGCUAUAAUCACUGAUGUAAUAAAUAACAUGAGUGAUGAGGAAGAAGGGGAUGACCCUGAGGCUGGGGAUGAUGAAGAAAAAAAUGAUAGUGAUGCUUAAUUUAUGAGUCAAAUAGAAGGAUAUAUGGUACCAUACAGUUUGUUAGUAGUUUUAAUUUAUAAUUUUAGUUGGUUAUAAGAUUUGUUAUCCCAAUGGGUUGGUCUGUAAGCAUUUGUUUGUUUUUGCUUAUUCUUUAGCAUUUCUUUUAAAGCAAA